Molecule: messenger RNA, 320 nt
Organism: Nylanderia fulva
Lineage: Eukaryota; Metazoa; Arthropoda; Insecta; Hymenoptera; Formicidae
Gene: RpL39
Product: ribosomal protein L39
Biological process (GO): translation
Cellular component (GO): cytosolic large ribosomal subunit; ribosome
Molecular function (GO): structural constituent of ribosome
Source: RefSeq, a predicted model, not a curated record
UGCGACGCGAACAAACCUUUUAUUAGCAUCAUUCCAUCUACCAAAUCGAUCUUUCACUUCACGUGUUGUGUCAGAGAACGACGAUGUCGGCGCAUAAGACAUUUAUCAUCAAGCGAAAGCUUGCCAAAAAGCUGAAGCAAAACAGGCCAAUUCCACAAUGGGUGAGAAUGCGGACUGGUAAUACUAUCCGAUAUAAUGCUAAGAGGCGUCAUUGGAGGAGAACUAAAUUGAAGUUGUAAAUCCUAUUAAAACAUACACAUUAUAUGAUAACAAUAAUGUAUGAUUUAAGAAUAAUGGAUAUAUCUACAACCUCAAAAAAA